Messenger RNA from Micropterus dolomieu (smallmouth bass), 3173 nucleotides. RefSeq names its product hexokinase-4-like. Gene Ontology annotation, cellular component: cytosol; mitochondrion. Bases 1478 to 2974 code for a protein of 498 amino acids. NCBI's taxonomy places the organism in Eukaryota, Metazoa, Chordata, Actinopteri, Centrarchiformes, Centrarchidae. Gene Ontology annotation, molecular function: ATP binding; fructokinase activity; mannokinase activity. The record is from RefSeq and is a predicted model, not a curated record. Gene Ontology annotation, biological process: glycolytic process; intracellular glucose homeostasis; glucose 6-phosphate metabolic process. The transcript has 12 exons.
UGUAGCCAUGCUAUGAGUCCAAAUAUUGUUAGUCGCUCCACCACUUACCUCUGAAAUAUCUCAACAACUGUCUUAUGGAUUGCAGUGAAAUACUGCACAGACAAUCCCUCCAACUUUGGCGGUCCCCUGAUUUUUUUUUUUUUAUUUUUAUUUUUUUUCCUCCAGCGCCACCAGCGGGUCAAACACUUAACUUUAUAACCGGAAACCGCUAAAGCUAUUGAUUCAGUUCGGCCUCAUCUGUACUUGUAAUUAAGAUUAAUGCUAAACACAACAUGCUAAAUAUUAGCGUGCUGACUUACUAAGAGUGAGCAUGUGAGAAUUGCUAACAUGAAGCAUGCUAACGAUAGCAUGUAAACUGCUAAUGCGUUAAUUUUAAACAUGCUACACUAAAAUGACAAACAUAAAAUUGGAAAUGUUCCACGCUAAGUGUACUUUGUUAGCAUUUUAGCAAACAUCACAUCCGUAACCCUGAAUCCAGACCACUGAAUUACAUCAGUGAACCACAUCUGUCGUUUUGUUUUAGAAAAACAACUGAGCCAAUCUGAGCUUUGAAGGCUAAUUAAGAAUCCUGUGCAAGAGCCAGAAGAAAUGGCAUCAUAGCUGCAACUAAGGAUUAUUUUCAGUCUUUCAUCUGCUGAUUAAUCAAUUAAUUGUUUUGUCUUUUAAAAUCAAACCAAUGUAUCUCUUUAAUGACAAUAGCCUGAAUAAAUAAGUGAACAAAAUCAGUUCAGCUCAAAACGCUGCUGAGCCUUGAGGCCAAUUUUAUACUUCUGCACCAAAUCUACGCCGUAGCCUGACACACACCUCCCCAAUAAUGUAACUAUAUGUCGCGGCAACGCAGACCGCAAGAACUGUGAUUGGUCGACUUGCAGUCGUCACAUUUCCGGCUUGUCCUCCUUGUGCCUCACCCGGUUCGAGGGUCGUACACACCAUCACCUCAGACGCCUUCUCUCGUUUCUCUGUUUUAGUAAUUUCACAGAAAGUAACUGCUGUUCAACAUCGAUCAGCUCCAACUCCAUCAUGAUUCACUCCCUUUCAGUCGCCAAUGUUUUAUAGUAGGAAACACAGAGGAAGGAGAAGAAGGAAGAAAGAAGAUAUAACUGAAAACAACGGAAUAUAGAAACCCCACCGCCAAAACGGCACAGACGGCAGACAUUUAUGAGUCUGAAAUGUCCUUCAAUGGCCACCGUUGAGGUUACAACGUGGCCACCAUCAGGACAGGAGCUAAGAAAAGCAAAAAACUCCAUUUACAAUCCAACGGGUUUUAGUUUCUGGUCUGUAAUGAGAUGCUGCUAGCGAGCUGUUAUAAAUGAAUAACCAUUAGAUACAGUUUUAAGAUCAAACAGUGGGAAGAUGGAGAGCUUCUACGAGCCCUGACUGAAUUCUUCAGAGCAGGUGGAAGGAAGUGCGACGCAUUUAAAGCCUGGAGUUUCCCCCUUUCAGAUCAUAAACUGCCCGGCUGCAUCAUGAAUCAAAGAUGAGCACAGCAGAGGGAAACGGCAAGAACAGCACACAGAUUUCCAAGAAGGCCAAAAUGAGCGGCGACACCUUGACCCUGCACCAGGAAGGCAUCCCUCUGGACAAGUUGACAAAGGUGCAGGACUACCUGAAGCGUUUCCGUUUGUCUCAGGAGAAGCUGAAGGAGGUUUCUUCUCUGCUGAUGACGGAUCUGGAUCGAGGUUUGGGGAAACACACUCAUCAGAAGGCAGCCGUCAAGAUGCUGCCCACCUUCGUCAGGGCGACACCGGACGGGACUGAGAAAGGCGACUUCCUGGCGUUGGAUCUCGGCGGGACAAACUUCCGUGUGCUUCAUGUCCGCGUGGUGGAGGACGAGCAGAAAGUGCUGAAGAUGGACAGUCAGAUCUGUGCCAUACCAAAGGAGAUGAUGCUGGGAACUGGAGAACAGCUGUUCGACCACAUUGCGGCCUGUCUCAGUGAGUUCCUCGUCUCUCAGGAUCUGAAGGGAAAAACUCUUCCUCUGGGCUUCACCUUCUCCUUCCCCUGCGAACAGAAAGAAAUUGACAAGAGCAUCUUGAUCCGCUGGACCAAAGGCUUCAACUGCUCCGGCGUUGAGGGAAAAGAUGUGGUGAAGUUACUGAAAGAGGCCAUUCACAGGAGAGGGGAUUAUGAUAUAGGCUCAGUUGCUAUGGUGAACGACACAGUGGGCACUAUGAUGAGCUGCGGCUACAAGGACCAGAGCUGUGAGAUCGGCAUGAUCAUCGGUACGGGAACCAACGCCUGCUACAUGGAGGAGAUGAAGAACAUAAAGCGUGUGGAGGGCGAGGAGGGACGGAUGUGCAUCAACACUGAGUGGGGCGGCUUCGGAGAUGACGGCUCCCUGGAAGACAUCCUGACGGAGUUUGACGUGGAGGUGGACAAGACGUCCAUCAAUCCCGGCAUCCACAUCUUUGAGAAGAUGAUUAGCGGCAUGUAUUUGGGAGAAAUCGUGCGGCUGCUGCUGGUGAGGAUGACGGCGGACAACGUGCUGUUUGAGGGACAGACAUCAGAGGCGCUGCUGACUCCUGGGAAAUUUGAGACAAAGUUCAUCUCUGAGAUUGAAGAGCUGGACAACGGUCUGGAAAACACCCAGAAUAUUCUGACGCAGUUGGGUUUGAAAUGGGAUUUGGUCGACUCCCAUUUGGUGCGUCUGGUCUGCGACACCGUGUCCUCACGCUCCGCCCAUCUCUGCGCCGCUGCUCUUGCCACCAUCGCCAACCGUAUCCGGUGUAACCGCAGGCUGGAUCGCCUGAAGACCACUGUGGGGGUGGACGGGACGGUCUACAGGAAACACCCCAAUUUCAGCAUGAAGCUCCAGGCGAUGGUGCGCCUCCUCGCUCCCGAGUGUGACAUCACCUUCCUCGUCUCGGAGGACGGCAGCGGGAAGGGCGCUGCCAUGGUAACUGCUGUGGCGCAGCGGCUGGCUCUCCGGCUGUUGGAGGACAGCGAUAGUGAGGACGACGAAGAAGAGAAAUAACAAGAGUGUAGAGGAUGUAGUUGCACUUGUGCACCUGCUGUAUUUUAGUUCAGAUACAUUUUAUGUGAAUGAAGUUUUUCUGCUGAUGCAUUCAUGUAAAAUUACUUUAAAAGAACAACAAGCAAUUGCUGUUUUCUAACUUUGUAGUGUUUUUGCAUUUAGAAAUAUUAAAGGUUCCUUGUGGAGUUUUCGACCCCUA